AUGGAGGAUCCCCCGGCGAGCCAUGCUCGCAUCGCAGAGCUCGAGCGGGAGCUUGAUCUAUGUCGUGCCCACUCCGAGGCAGCAUCCAUCAGCGCCGAUCAGGCUGCCCGGGCUAUCGAGCGCCGGUACUCCAGCCUGGUUGCCACCCACUCCAAGGCCCUGGAGGAGAAGCAGGCGCAGCAGCAGCGCGCUGAUGCCUUUGAGAAGGAAUGCGCUGCGGCCCGUGCUGAGGUGUCGCGGCUGACCGCCGCGCUGGCCGCCCGUGACGCUGACUUGGAGAAGCUGCGCGCCGAGCUGGCCGCCUCUCAGCGCGGCGCGCAGGCGCUGGAGCGUGCGCUGGCAGAGCGCGACGCACGCGCCGCGGAGCUGGAGGCGCGGCUGUCGGCCUCACAGGCCCGCGCCGCCGAGCUGGAGCGCGAGCGCCGCGCCGCCGAGCUGGAGGGCGUGGUGGCCGAGCUGCGCGCGCACGUGGCGGCGGAGGGCGCCGCCCACGCCGCCGCGCUGGAGGCAGCCGAGCGCGCGCGCGACGAGGCCGAGCGGCGCGCGGCUGCAGAGCGCGACCGCGCACAGCGCGUCCUGCUUGCCGCCGGGCAGGUGGACGUGGCGGGGGCGGACAGCGAGGGAGGCGGCGGCGACGGCGCGAUGCCUGACGCCGACGCCUCCCCGCCGCCGCCCUCUGCAGCACAGCUGUCCAGCCCCAGCCAGGUGUACGCGAGGUAUGUGGCGGCGGCCACGCGCGCGCGCGCCGAGGCGCUCAAGGUCCGCCAGCAGGAGAUCGUGCUGGAGGAGCUAUGCGCGGAGGUGGAGAAGCGCGCGGUGCUAGUGCGCGAACAGCAGGCGGAGUACGAGCGGCUGAAGGGCGCGUACGCAGGCAUGGGUGCGGCGCUGGAGGGCGCUGAGGCCGAGGCCCGCGCUGCGCGCGCCGAGGCUGAGGCCCUGCGCGCGCAGCGCCGCCGCGACGCGCGCGAGCUGCGCGGCCUGGAGCAGCAGCGCGUCGACCUGGGCGCGCAGAUCGUGACCGAUAGCCUGCUGCUGGAGUUCCGGGACCUGGAGGAGCUGCAGCGCAGGAACGCGCAGCUGGUGGCGGUGAACCGCGAGCUGGCGCGCGAGGCGGAGGCGCGGCGCGAGGAGGCACGCGCCGAGGUCCGCGCCGAGUUUGAGGGCGUGCUGUCCGGCCUGCGCGCCGACCUGGACGCGCUCAAGGCCGCCGGCGCCGCCGCGCGCGACCUGCUGGAGAAAGUCACGCGACAGCGCGACACGCUGCGCGCACUGCUGGCCGGCGCGGACGGCGACCUGGCCGCGGCGCGCGAGGGGUACGCGCUGGCGCUGCGCCGAGGCGGAGGGGAGGGGGGCCCGGACGACGCCGCGGACGCCACGGAGGCCGGCGGCGAAGGCGGGGGAGGCGCGGCCAGCGCCCGCCCGGCGACGCCCGCGCCGGGGACGCCGCGGCGCGGCGCCGCGCGCGACGACGCGGGCGUCCGGGCGCUGGAGGCGCGCCUAGCCGACGCCGAUACCCAGUUUGCACAGUUCAGGGAGGAUGCAGCCGCCACGCACGACCUUCUGCGCGCUGACCUGGCGAGCACGCGGGAAGAAGCCAGCGCGGCGCGCACCGCGGCGGCCAAGGCGGCGGCGGAGGCCGAGUUUGAGCGCGGGCACGCCGCGCGCCUGGCCGAGUCGCUGGAGAUGCAGCGCGCUCAGGUCGAGGACCUGCUGGCCGGCAACGCGCGCACGCAGGCCGCGCUGGGCGAGGCCGAGCGCCGGCUGGGCGAGGCGCAGGCGGUCGCCGACGAGGCCGUCGGCAAGCUGCGCGCCGCGUCGAUUCGCGUGGAGUCGCUGGAGGCGGAGCGCAAGCUCAUCGCGGCGGCCGAGGCGCGGGCCAGCGCCGAGCUGGCGACGCUGUCCCGCGACAGCUUCCGCCUGGCCGCCGAGCUGGAGGGCGCGCGCGCGCAGGCCGCGGACCGCGAGCGCGCUCUCGCGGGCGAGGCCGAGGCCGCGCGCGGCGAGGCAUCGCCGCUGCGCGAGGAGGUGGCGGCCGCGCAGCAGCGCGCCGCCGCCGCCGAGGCGCGGGUGGAGGUCCUGCAGGACGCCGUGCGACGCGGCGAGGAUCGCGCCGCUCGCACCGAGGCCGCGAGGGGCGCGGAGGCCGGGAGGGGGAUGGGCGGCGGGGCGGGGAUGGGCGGCGGGGCGGGGGCGGGCGGCGCGGAGGGAGGCGCCGCCAGGGGGGGAGGCGCCUCCACGGGAACGUCUCCCCCGGCGGCGGCCGAGCUGGCGCUGGUGCGGGAGGAGCUGGCGGCGGCGCAGGAGGCGGCGGCGGCGGCGGCUGCCGCCGCGCGCCAGUACGAGCUGCUGGCGCGGACGGGGGAGGAGGCGCUGCGCGCCGCGCGCCUCGACCACGAGCGCUUCCGCCUGGAGGCGGCGGAGGCCGGCGAGGCCGCGGCGCGCGAGGCGGCGAGCCUGCGCGCCGCGCUGGCCGCCAGCGAGGACGCCCUGUCCGCCGCGCGCGCCGCGGAGCGCGAGUUCGCCGCCGAGCUGGAGAGGGCGGAGGGCGAGCGCGCGCGGGAGGCCGACGCGCUGCGCCGCGAGGCCGAGGCCGCGCGCGCCGAGGCGCAGGCCGCUUCGGGGCGCGAGGCUCGCCUGAUGGAGGAGGUGCACGGCGCCGUGGAGCGGGAGGCCGCGGCGGUGCGCAACUACCGCGCGGAGGUCACGCGGCUGGAGGCGGACUGGGAGCUGGAGCGCGGGGAGUUGGCGGACAAGGACAAGCUGCCGCCGGCGCGGUGGAAGGAGGUGCAGGCCGCCAAGGAGGUGCGCCUGGUGGAGCUGGAGCAGCGCCUGGGCGCGCAGGCCGCGGAGGGGGAGGCGUCGGCCGGCGCGCAGCAGGAGGAGCUGGCGCGGGCCACCGCGCGCGUCAAGGAGUUGGAGAUCCGGCUGGAGAGCGUGGAGCAGGCCGCCGCCGCCGCCAGGAGCGAGCUGGCCGCUGCCAAGGCCCGCUUCAUCGCCAACACCAAGAACUUCACAAAGGCGAGGGAGGCCAAGGACGAGGCGAUGCGGCAGCAGGAGCAGCAGCUGCGCGAGCAGGUGGCCAGCCUCGACAGCCAGCUGCAGGCGGCGGCGAGGGAGAAGAGCGAGGCCGUGCGGCACGCAGAGGCCAGCCCAGGGACGAGGGCCGCCAGGGCAAAAGCCAUGGAGGGCAUUCGCGCCGGGGCCCAGGCCAAGCUGGCGGCCGACCUGGAGAAGAGGAAGCUGGGCGGGGGUGGCGCAGAGGGCGCCGACGUCGAGGGCGUGCAAGAAGCUGCGCCGGCUGGGAAGCGGGCGCGUGUCGACCCGGAGGAGCGGGCGCCCCCGGUCGCCGAGCCUGCUGCCGCGCCGGGCGAGGCGGCGCCGUCUGUGGAAGUGCCCGCGGUGGCGGAGGCAGAGGAGGCCGACGGCCAGGCGGGACCCCUGGUCCAGGAGGUGGAAAGGGUGGAGGCCGUGCAGGUCGAGCCUGCCUCCGAAGAGGACGAUGAAGCCAUGGCAGAUGCGGAGGCCGCGCCGGAGGAGGAGCCCUCCUACCUCGUGGAAGUCCCCCCCAGCGCCGAGCCGUCGGAGGCUGGCCCACCCGAUGCCAUCGCCGAGGAGUCUGGCGAUGCCGGCGAGGUCGAGGGGCUCGCAGAGGAAGACUUUCUCGAGUAUGAGGGUGAGCUCGAGCUGACUGACGGCGAGGCCACCGGAGCCGCGGUCGCCGCCACUGAGCCCACCGCACCGGUGGGCCCCGAGCCGAGUGCAGCGCAGCAGCCUGCUGUGGAACCUCCCACAAAACCCGUGGCAGGGAGUCCUGGGCGGGCGGCCAAGGCUGCUGACGCAGGGGGUGCCAAUGUCCAGGCCAGAGCAGAGAACAGCGUGGCCCUGGCCUCUGCGGCGGAGGAGCCCGCGCCAGACACUGGCGCCACGACCCCUCAGCAGCGACGGGCCGGGGACGGCGGCGAGAGCGGUGCGGAGCGCCGCAAGAGGCAGCGCAGCAAGAUCAAGUGGCAGGCGCCGCCGCUGGGCGCGGGUGCCGCCGCGAGUCCGGGCGCCCUGCCCGGCGGGAUCCGUGGGGGCCGCACGGCUGCGGGGCGGCAGGCGCUCCUGAGGGGCCGCGGCGGGAGGAGCAUACGAGGCCGGGGCGGACCCCCGCACCCGCCCACGCCCCCACCCUCCUCAUGA
Molecule: messenger RNA, 4182 nt
Organism: Auxenochlorella protothecoides
Lineage: Eukaryota; Viridiplantae; Chlorophyta; Trebouxiophyceae; Chlorellales; Chlorellaceae
Product: Nucleoprotein TPR
Exons: 17
Coding region: 1-4182 (1393 amino acids)
Biological process (GO): mRNA export from nucleus
Cellular component (GO): nuclear pore
Molecular function (GO): structural constituent of nuclear pore
Source: RefSeq, a predicted model, not a curated record